Molecule: messenger RNA, 1109 nt
Organism: Chaetomium fimeti
Lineage: Eukaryota; Fungi; Ascomycota; Sordariomycetes; Sordariales; Chaetomiaceae
Exons: 2
Coding region: 63-869 (268 amino acids)
Source: RefSeq, a predicted model, not a curated record
AUCUCGACUGCCUAACAGUCUUACAACUCCUUGAGCUGUGCACCGAGUCCUCAAGCGUGACCAUGUCCUCCACCACCAAUGACCCCAUCGCCGAGCACGGCUGGACCGCCGUCCCCUUGGACCCGGAAGCCAUUUUCCAAGGCAAACCAUAUCUCUACGAACCGGGCCCCAUCCUCGUCAAGGACAUCCACUUCCCAUCCGAGGACCCCAUCGUAGCCAAGGCCCAGCAAUUCGCGAAAGAGCACCUCCCACCCCAAACCUACAACCACUCCAUGCGCGUCUUCUACUGGGCAACGGCAAUCCUGCACCAACAAUUCCCGACCCACGCCGCGCACCUCUCCCCCUCCACCCUGGCCCUCACCGCCCUCCUCCACGACAUCGGCACCGCCGCCGCCUUCCUAACCACCACCCACCUCUCCUUCGAGUUCCACGGCGCCAUCACCGCCCUCCACCUCCUCACCCCACCCACACCCACCACAUCCACCACCACCUCCCCCACCCCCCUAGGUUCCCCACCCGCCCCCCAAGCCGCCCAAGCCGCCCAAGCCCAAGCCGAAGCCGUCUGCGAGGCCAUCAUCCGCCACCAGGACCUCGGCACGCGCGGCUCCAUCACCUUCCUCGGCCAGCUGGUGCAGCUGGCGACCGUGUACGACAACCUGGGCGCGCGGCCGUAUCUGGUGCACGGGGCGACGCGGGACGAUGUGAAUGGGGUGUUCCCGCGCGGGGGGUGGGGCGGGUGCUUUGCGGCGACGAUUCGUCGCGAGGUCGGGGCCAAGCCGUGGGUGCAUUCGACGCUGCUUGGGGGGCCCGGUGGGGAGGGGUUUGCGAACGCGGUGGAGGGGAAUUUGUUGAUGGCUGCUUAUCCGUGAAGGGGAGGGGGGUGGGUGUGUGCUACCAGACUGCGAAGUGAGAGCUUGGGGGGGGAGUGGAAGAUGGGUAUGGCCGCGGCAGGGCGUGGAGAUGUUGGGUGUAUACUGGGGAGGCCUUUGCGUGGUAUUGGGCGCGUUAGAUUCAUGCUGUCUACCUAGAAUUGGAAUGAACUGAGACUGAGGAACUUGAUAUAUAACGUUUGAAUCAGGACAAGGGAAUUGAAAGAACUAUUGUUCAUG